AGGAUAGCGGUGACACUAUACUGUUUGUCGUCGCCGGGGAUCUCACAAUGGCCUCCUGAAGUGGGCCAUUACAGCAGCAGUGACGUCCCGCCGUCGGAGAUAACACUGCUGCUCUGACCUCUGACCCCUGCACGCCCAGCGGACCCCUGAGAGCGGGGAACCCGGCCACGCUGAGUAUUUUGGCACCACUCCACGGUCGACUCAUCGGCCGGCCAAGUGCGUACUGCCUCACCGAUCAAUAUAAGGCACUGGUGCUCUAUCCUCGGGUCACUCAGUGCCUGAGAACGUCCCAAUUACCAUCCCGGACCGUCCCUCCGCGAAAGUUGCGGAAACUUCCCGUCGCGGCCAGGUAUCGAACCGGUCUCUUCCGCGUGCAGGGUGACGCAAGCGGCGAGCGACUGCCAUCAGCGGACGGCCGAGGCAAUCAGCUGACGGCGCCGGGUCCGGGUGCGCUCCGACGAGGCGGCUCCGUCGCGUCCAACAGCUGACCGUGUGCGCGCGCGCUCCCGUGAGCGCUGCCCUGAACGACUCCAAACCGGUGCAAGAUGGCCUCUCACAGCUUGUGGGUGUUUGGAUACGGUUCCCUGUGCUGGUACCCCGGCUUCGAGUACCGCAGCUCGAGAAUCGGCCACAUCAAAGGCUUCUCGCGCCGGUUUUGGCAGGGCAACACCACCCAUCGAGGAGUUCCGGGCAAGCCCGGGAGAGUCGCCACACUUGUUGAAGACGGUGAGACGUUUACACACGGCGUCGCCUACGAGCUGGUGGGCGAGGCGGCACUCAGCUACCUCAACGGCCGAGAGGUCACCCUAGGCGGAUACACUACCCUCUUCACCGAGUUCUACCCUCGCGAGGGCGCCGCCUUCCCGGCUCUCCUGUACGUGGCCACGCCGAGCUCACAGCACUGGCUAGGCAACGCGCCGCUUCACCAGAUCGCCGACCAGGUGGUCUCUUCGCGCGGGGCCUCCGGGCACAACGUCGAGUAUGUCCUGCGGCUGGCAGAGUUCAUGCACGAGCACGUGCCCGAGUGCCGCGACGAGCAUCUCUUUCAACUAGAGCAAUUGGUGCGGCUACGCGUCAAGGAAGCGCGCCUCUGCUUGCGGACGCUGAUGGGGGAGCGCGCGCCAUCGCCAGUCAGCUCUUCGGAAGACGAAGAGGUGGCUCCUGCCGCCCAGCGCACGACGUCUUUCCAGUUCACCAGCGCUGUACCGGCCAAGAAGCUGCGCUGCCUGGGAGUCUGAUCCAGGCAGACGGGAGAGGAGCGGGAGGAGAGGGUAGGAGUCGCCGGGGCUGUGUGGGCGGGGAGGUGAGGGAGGAGGGGAGGCUGGAGUCCGAGACUGGCACCUUUGGCCAUCGCCAACUGUGGUCGCGAUGCCAGCCUUGUUUUCUGGGAGCAUGGACGCAGGUCGCAUGAGGUUUCAAGAGAUGAAAAGGAACGAGUGGGGCUGAAUUAGCCCGGCGGAAGAGAAUCAGGGAGAAAGUCAAGGAGAGACUGCGGGCGAGGGAGGUAGGAAGAGCUUCGAGACUGAAGGGGAGGGAGGUAAGAAGACUUGCAAAACGAAGGACGAUGAAAGUAUGGGAGAACUACGGGGAAGGUAUGAAGAGCUACGAAACUGAGGGCAGUGUGAGGUCAGCAAUCUCUGGAAGGUCACAUGGCUCCUGUUCCUAGACGGGUGGUGGACCAAAUGUGAUUUGGGUGUGAUAGAUGCCGGUCGGGAGGGGGACAGCCGGGGGCUGAGGCGGAUACCGCCCGAGGAGUAGCUAGUGCACUGAACCACCAUGACAAUGACAUGCUUUAACUCUUUUUAGAAGUGUUUUGCAUAUAGUGUCGGGAUUGCGAUGAAACUGAAUGGAAAUCUCAAUUCCACUUCUAUUCUGGAUAACGUUUUCAAAGGAUUACGAAAAAAGGACUGCAUUUCAUAUAAGAUUGCGGCUCAAACUUCUCACAUUCACACCGGUCUCGCUCUCUUUCAGUAAGCCUCUCGAGCAUGAUUUUCUCGUAGGCUGCCAAAACCUGUCAUCAGCUACCUAUAUGUCCUCUGAGCCAUACCUUCAUUGUUGAACAAAUAUUUCCAUAGCUCCUCUGUUCUAUGCGGUGACAUUCACACGCAAUAUAAAGUUACCAAGGUGAUCGGUAGUCUGGGAGGACGGUCUCAGCACACCCCGUCGCCGGGUCGUUCCGCGCGGCUGGGGUACCGUCUCCGUCGUUACCUGAGCAGCUGCCUAUGUUCCUUCGGCCGCUGUAUCAGCGGCUCCUAUAAUAGCGUAGGAUCCGUCUGUGCUCCGCAGACGCGCCGUUUGAACGCUCAGUUAUUUAUGCCGCCUACACUGUGCUCAUUGCGUGAUGUUCGCUGCUGCCAAUGAAUCAAAUCUGCCGGUAACAUGUGGCUUCCAAGCGGUGUAUGUCAUUUGCAACUGUUUGCUUCCGAACUUCCUUUACGGGCCUCCAUGCAUGUUUUACCUUUUUCGUCGUUCCUGGUGUGAAAGUGCUAAGCGGGCUUGGCGAUGUGUUUCAUAUUGGGACAAGGCGUACUGUUUUGUGGCGCACGCUUUCUGAAAUACAUGCCAAAGACGGAAA
This is a messenger RNA of Amphibalanus amphitrite, 2575 nucleotides long. Its product is annotated as glutathione-specific gamma-glutamylcyclotransferase 1-like. Gene Ontology annotation, molecular function: glutathione specific gamma-glutamylcyclotransferase activity; gamma-glutamylcyclotransferase activity. The record is from RefSeq and is a predicted model, not a curated record. Gene Ontology annotation, cellular component: cytoplasm. Bases 546 to 1238 code for a protein of 230 amino acids. The transcript is spliced from 3 exons. Lineage: Eukaryota; Metazoa; Arthropoda; Thecostraca; Balanomorpha; Balanidae. Gene Ontology annotation, biological process: glutathione catabolic process.